AGAUAGGGUUUUAAUGGGAAAGAGAUGUGGUCUGGGUGUGUCCACAAUGCGUUUUCUGUCCUUCAAAUGGCAAAGAGACAAUUGAAAUGAAUUGAAAAAUAGAAAAAGUAAAAAAAGAAAAAAAGAAAAAAAAAAAAAAAAAAAAGAAGCUUUUUGGGAAAACAAUAUUCAUUCUGGGGUCGGGUUUUGAUUGCCAUUCGAAGAAUGUCUGCCACAUCUACAGCCAUAGCAGAGUUGCAGAGCUCUGAAAUGCUGUCCAGAGAACAGUUGCUCCAUCUUUUCAGUCGCUUUGCUUUCCUCACCUCUCAACCUGACGUGAAGAAAAGAAUUGCUGAUGCUGUUCAGGACAAGCAGGAAGCUGUAGCUGUAACCACUGCCAUCCAGGAAGAGAUAUUUUUAGAAAUGGGAAUUGAUCCUAGUUUUGGUCUAUCCUGCCUCGGAAAGGUGAACACGGCUUAUGAGAAUGACCAGGAAGUGAUGAUUCAUUUCUAUAAUUUUGUUGCAAAGGAAGAGGUGGCCUGUGAUGAAGCCGAACUUGAACCAGAUGAAUUUGCUGAAAGAAUGUGUAGUCAAGAAAAACUACAGGAGCAGCAACUUGAGAUGCUAAAGUAUAUGCGCAAGUUUGCCCUGGAUGAUCAAUCUACAAUCCUAGAGAAGUUGCGUCACCAAUUGGAAAAUUCCAACUUUGACAGCAGGGUUUCAGUUUUGACAUCCAAUCAGAUUCAGGAGAUUGUACAACGAAGGGUGUCACCUAUUUUCAGGCCAGGGUAGAUUGAGAUUUUAGGUGUUCAUUGCUGGGAUGUCGUCUGUCUUUCACAAUGCAAAAUCUUUUCACGUUUUCUAUGCAAUCUCUCGUCUUAACAUGCUGAACAAAAUUUAACCUUUGUAUGAAUUUUCGACGCAUUUAUUGUUACUAUUUCUAUUCCUUUAAAUUUCAGUUAGAAUUUGUUGGAAGGGCAUUGAA
Messenger RNA from Ziziphus jujuba (common jujube), 964 nucleotides. RefSeq lists its product as uncharacterized. The transcript is spliced from 7 exons. The record is from RefSeq and is a predicted model, not a curated record. Lineage: Eukaryota; Viridiplantae; Streptophyta; Magnoliopsida; Rosales; Rhamnaceae. Bases 205 to 771 code for a protein of 188 amino acids.